AUGGGAGAAUGCAAGGAGGCGAUAGUAAACGAUGAGGUAAAAGUAAACAAACAGGUUUUGAGCUGGCGGGGGAAAUACGCUCGGCGAGGUUGGCAGCACUGCGCAGGGCAGGCCGGGCCCGUCGAUGCCAGUGAAUACCCGCGAGCCGGCUGCUGCGGUCUAGAAUAUAUCUCGUGUAUCUUGUUUGUUGUUGUUGUUGUUGUCGUGUUGUAUCUGUGCUUCUUGUUGCUUAUCUCUAUUGUAUAUAUCGACAAUGGAGUGCUACAGUCGUCUCCGGCUUAUCUAGUGGCUCAGGUGUCUCUAUCAAGGUGUAUAGUUCUUAUUAUACAGUGUUGUAUUCCCGACCAUGUGUAUAUCAGUGACAUAAUAAACGAGUGUUCCAAUAGUUGGGUUGACAUGUGUACAAGUGUUCUGCUCAUCCUGUCGCAUUCCUAA
Molecule: messenger RNA, 435 nt
Organism: Nezara viridula (southern green stink bug)
Lineage: Eukaryota; Metazoa; Arthropoda; Insecta; Hemiptera; Pentatomidae
Source: the annotation of a GenBank genome assembly